AUGAGGCAAGUUGAUAGACACCAGAAGUAUCUUGGUAUUCCAGCUCUUUGUGGGAGAUCUAAGAAAGUGCUUUUUCGGGAACUCUUAUAUAGAAUGUGGAAGAAGUUAAGGGGUUGGAAAGAAAAGUUAUUGUCGCGAGCCGGGAAAGAAGUUCUUAUCAAGACUGUUAUCCAAGCAUUGCCUACGUACCUAAUGGGAGUUUAUAAGCUUCCUGCUGCUGUCAUAAAAGAAAUCCAUUCAGCUAUGGCGCGAUUCUGGUGGGGAGGAAAAGGGGAUGAGCGGAAAAUGCAUUGGCUAAGUUGGGAGAAAAUGUGCAAGCCCAAGUGUAUGGGGGGUAUGGGAUUUAAGGACCUUGCGGUCUUUAAUGAUGCUUUAUUGGGGGAUGAAGAAGGUAGAUUCAUCAAGAGUGCUCGAGUGGAGGGACUAGAAGUGGUGGGAGAUUUAAUGGAUGUUGGAAGGAAGGAGUGGAACGUGGAUAUAAUCGAGAGCCAUUUCAAUGAACGUGAUCAACAUUGUAUAAUGGCCAUUCCUUUAAGCACUAGAUGUCUACAUGACGAGUUAACUUGGGCGUACUCUAAGGACGACACUUAUUCGGUGAAAACUGCUUAUAUGUUGGGAAAAGGGGGGAACCUGGAGGAUUUUCAUAGAGUGUGGAAUAUAUUAUGGAGCUUAAAUGUGUCGCCUAAGGUAUGUCAUUUCAUGUGGCGCGCUUGCACAAGUUCACUCCCAGUAAGGAAAGUGCUUCAGAGAUGCCACCUCAUUGACGAUGCAGGGUGCCCCUGUUGUGCCAGAGAGGAUAAGACUCAAUCACAUUUAUUCUAUCGCUGCCAGAUGUCAAUCAAAUUGUGGGAAGAGCUGGGCAGUUACAUAUUAUUGCCAGGGGUGGAAGAUGAAGCCAUGUGUGAUACCCUAGUCAGAUGGAGUCAGAUGGAUGCAAAUGUGGUUCAAAAGGGUUGUUAUAUCCUAUAG
Beta vulgaris subsp. vulgaris (sugar beet) is the source of this 969-nucleotide messenger RNA. RefSeq lists its product as uncharacterized. The transcript has 2 exons. Lineage: Eukaryota; Viridiplantae; Streptophyta; Magnoliopsida; Caryophyllales; Amaranthaceae. The record is from RefSeq and is a predicted model, not a curated record. The coding region runs from base 1 to 969 and encodes 322 amino acids.